GGAGCUCAGGUAUAAAAGGAGGAGAUGCACCUCCCUGGCAGCCAGAGGACACUGGGGGAGCUCCGGGAGUCCCUCCCUGCCCAGCAGAGGGUCCUGCACCCAGCGGGCUCACAGAGGAGAAGUUGGAUUUGCGGCAGGGGAAGGAACACCUGGGCAGGAGCUGGUGCAGGACGUGCUGGUUUCCUCCAGGAACGGUGACUCCAAGGGGUGGAAGAUGCUGGAUAAGGCCACCCUGCUGCUGUUCCUGCAUUUAGUCACAUGCUCCAUCUCCUCUCCUCUCUACCCAGCUCUCAGGUACAGCCCAGGGCCGGCUGCUGGCAAAGCCUUGAGCUUCCAGCUGCAGCACAGCAGCUCAUUGCAGAGCCAUUCCCCCCUGGCAGAGGAGCAGGAGGAGGAGGGUUUGUUAACAGACCCCACUGAGAAAAGGAUGCAGCGCCAUGCUGAUGCCAUAUUCACUGACAACUACCGCAAAUUCCUGGGGCAGAUUUCCGCCCGGAAAUUCCUACAGACCAUCAUUGGCAAGAGGCUCGGAAGCAGCGAGAGCAGCCCAGGGGAAGGGGUGCAGGAAUUCCUGAGCAGGCGCCAGUCCGACAGCAUCCUGAUGGACAGCCAGUACCAGCAGCAGAUGGUACUGAGGGACUUCCUGGGAGCCAUCCUGCACAACCAAAGGCCUCAGGACAUGGACAGCAGUCGGCUAGAAGGCUUUCCCAGCACCCUGGCUAAGCUCAUGUAAAUACUUCUCCCUUUUCCAUCUCCCCAUGCUCUGGUGAGUACCAUUCCCUGCUCAGUC
Messenger RNA from Catharus ustulatus (Swainson's thrush), 790 nucleotides. It is a transcript of the gene GHRH, whose product is annotated as growth hormone releasing hormone. Gene Ontology annotation, cellular component: terminal bouton; perikaryon; extracellular region. The coding region runs from base 215 to 733 and encodes 172 amino acids. The record is from RefSeq and is a predicted model, not a curated record. Gene Ontology annotation, biological process: adenylate cyclase-activating G protein-coupled receptor signaling pathway; positive regulation of multicellular organism growth; positive regulation of growth hormone secretion. Lineage: Eukaryota; Metazoa; Chordata; Aves; Passeriformes; Turdidae. The transcript is spliced from 6 exons. Gene Ontology annotation, molecular function: peptide hormone receptor binding; growth hormone-releasing hormone receptor binding; growth hormone-releasing hormone activity.